Messenger RNA from Sarcophilus harrisii (Tasmanian devil), 4960 nucleotides. RefSeq names its product GATA binding protein 2 (gene GATA2). The transcript has 6 exons. The record is from RefSeq and is a predicted model, not a curated record. Gene Ontology annotation, molecular function: RNA polymerase II cis-regulatory region sequence-specific DNA binding; zinc ion binding; DNA-binding transcription factor activity, RNA polymerase II-specific. Lineage: Eukaryota; Metazoa; Chordata; Mammalia; Dasyuromorphia; Dasyuridae. The coding region runs from base 2118 to 3539 and encodes 473 amino acids. Gene Ontology annotation, cellular component: nucleus. Gene Ontology annotation, biological process: positive regulation of angiogenesis; cell fate commitment; positive regulation of transcription by RNA polymerase II.
CCCCGUUCGUUCCUUUCUGCCUUCUCCCGCUGCACCCGGCGGCUCCUUUCAGGCCACUAGCCUCUGGGGGCUCCUUCCCCCCUCCCUCUCUUUUAUUCUUCAUUGCUGUGGGGUGCGACGGGAGGGAGCGAAGAGUUAGGUCUCCCCCUUCUCAGUCGGGCGCCUGAGCCGGAAUCCGUUUAGAGGGGAUUUCAAUAAGAAUGAGACCAGCUCGGGACUUGAGGUAGAAACUGCCAGAGAGGAAAAAACUGUGACCCAAGUUUGUGUCUUGAUUAAGGGGGAUUUAUUAGAGAUGUAUUGUUUGCCCGUGCCAACCCACCCGGUGAUAUUAGAUGGCGGGCCCUGAUGGACACAUCUGGAGAGGCCCACUGGAAUCGAGGUAGUCCCUACAUACCUGCUGAUUCCAAGGCCCCACUAUUUCUGAGUCUUAACCCUGGCAAGCGUUGGAGUGGUAAAUUUACCCUGAAAGCCGAGGUGCUAAAAUCAAUUCAGCCUCUGAGGACAUGAGCCUUAGGAUCCCUCAAAAGUAGUCUUCUUUGGGAAAUCCGGGGCUAUAGCUCCUACACCCAGCCCUCAAGGCCAGGGGGAGCCGCCACUUUCCCGGAACAGCUGGGAAUUCGUUGCAUCGGAAAAAACGAAUUCUCCUGUGACCAGAAACAUCUGGCGAUUCGCUCCAGUCCCUAUUGUUACCAGGGGCCCAGUCUGCCGGGUGGGGGGGUUAGCGCUAGCCUACAGGAACAUCAAUAUCGGGCUGCGGAUAAUCGAAAAGAUUACAGUCCAGACUCUAUCGAUGUCCUGGCCCUAAGUGAAUAAUUAUGAGGUGAAAACAGUAAGGAGAUUCUGCUGCUGAAGCUGCUAGGCUCUAAGUUUGGGGAACCUCGCUUGGCCCUGCAGCUGCAGAACUCAGCGGCUAUCGGUUAAGGUGGGAGGAAGCUAACCAGGGGACUGGGGGCAAGAGAGACACUCCCAAGCAGGCCUCUGGGCCGAGCCUCCACGGCUGGACACUGUUACAUUCGCCUGAUUGACAAAUUGCAAACAAAUUGCAGGUUAGCGAAACGUAUUUACAAGUUGUCAAGGCAAAUUCAAGGCUCGGGCCCCCAUUGGGCCAAGGGAAGGGAUUGAGACAGGGAAGAGUACAACCACCGUGGCUGGGAGAAAGGGUCUAGGAUAAGGGAUUAACAGAGUCCAGACCUGCAGACUCUCCCUCCCCCAUUCACCCACCCCCUCAGUCAGAUUUGAACAGGGUAAAUUGCAGAUGAUUUAUUUGACCCUUUUAAAUAGCUUAAAUGGGGUCUUUGCGGUUGAGAGGGAACUGUCAUUUUAUAACCCUAUUAGUGGCCAUUAGUGGUGUCCAUGGCUUACAGCCUUGGGCAAGGGCGGGAACCCCAACUCUAAGAGGGAGCCCAGAACAGCACAUCUGCAAGGGAGGGAGCAACUGUGUCCAUGAUGUAAGAAAGCCUAAGGACUGUCCUAAUUGCUGCAGAGAAAGUUUGAGGUGGCCCAGUGUUUGGGCCUUGGUGAGUGGCAGUGGAGACUAACCCGGGCCACGGAUAUCCAUCAUUGAACUCUCAGGGCAUAAAGGGGGUGGGGUAGGUAAGGAGAGAAGAUCGAGCCUGGUCCUUACUGGACUGAGAAGAGGGGGCAGCUUGAAAUAAACCCGGAAGAGAGCCAGAGAGAACGUAGGUAUCUGACGCCAGUUAUACGUGCUUCUCUUUCUGUUCCUGGAGAGCCCGGGUGACUGGGAACCUGCGGGCAGCUGCAGUUCGGGAGAGCGGGGAGGCCCUGCAGAGCUGCUGGUAUUUACAUCUCAGCGCAGCCCGCGGUCCACCCGAGGUCCUUUGCCUCUCCCUUCCUGUUGCGCCCCCAGCAGGUUCAGGCUGCCGUGGAAACCUAGCCGUGGUGCGUGCGGGUUCCGGGCUCCGUCCUCCACUCCGCGUCCAGAUAGAGACAACCACUUUCUACUCCGGCGCCGGAGACCUCGACAGCAGCGGCAGCCCAGCUGACUCAGCUCUCAGCUUUGCUCGGGGCAGUUCUCCUGACCCUUCCACUCCUGUGACCGAGGACUCUCGGACCCCAGCAGCGGCAAGAAGGGCCAAGAGUGGGGCCUUGAGGGCACCAUGGAGGUGGCGCCGGACCAGCCCCGCUGGAUGGCCCAUCACGCCGUGCUCAACGCGCAGCAUCCGGACUCGCACCACCCGGGCCUGGCGCACAACUACAUGGAACCCGCUCAGCUGCUGCCCCCAGAUGAAGUGGACGUGUUCUUCAAUCAUCUGGACUCCCAGGGCAACCCCUACUACGCCAACUCGGCCCAUGCCCGAGCACGAGUCUCCUACAGCCAGGCACACGCACGCCUGACCGGGAGCCAGAUGUGCCGGCCUCACCUCCUUCACAGCCCCGGGAUCCCGUGGCUGGAUAGCGGCAAAGCGGCGCUGUCGGCGGCUGCGGCCCACCACCACAACCCCUGGACCGUGAGUCCCUUCUCCAAGGCACCCCUGCACCCAUCGGCAGCCGGAGGCCCGGGCACGCUCUCGGUGUACCCCGGCGGAGGCAGCGGCGCCAGCGGCGGCGGCUCUGUCUCCUCUCUCACGCCCGCUUCCCACUCCGGGUCGCACCUCUUCGGCUUCCCCCCGACCCCGCCCAAAGAGGUGUCCCCCGACCCCAGCGCCAGCAGCGCGGCCUCGCCUGCCUCCUCAUCCGCGGGAGGGGUCCGGCCAGAGGACAAGGAGGGCGUCAAGUACCAAGUGACCCUGUCUGACGGCUUGAAGAUGGAGAGCGGCAGCCCCCUCCGAAGCAGUCUGGCUUCCAUGAGCGGGCAGCCAUCCACGCACCACCCUAUUCCCACCUAUCCCUCCUAUGUGCCCGCUGCCCACGACUACAGCGGCAACCUCUUCCACCCGGGCGGUUUCCUGGGCGGCCCCGCCUCCAGCUUCACCCCCAAGCAGCGCAGUAAGGCCCGCUCCUGCUCAGAAGGCAGAGAGUGUGUGAACUGCGGGGCCACAGCUACCCCACUCUGGAGAAGGGAUGGCACCGGCCACUACCUGUGCAACGCCUGCGGUCUCUACCACAAAAUGAAUGGGCAAAACCGGCCGCUCAUCAAGCCCAAACGGAGACUGUCAGCAGCCAGGAGAGCUGGGACCUGUUGUGCCAAUUGCCAGACAACCACUACCACCUUAUGGCGCCGAAACGCUAACGGGGACCCCGUCUGCAACGCCUGUGGCCUCUACUACAAACUGCACAAUGUGAAUCGGCCACUGACCAUGAAGAAGGAGGGCAUUCAGACCCGUAACCGGAAGAUGUCUAACAAAUCCAAGAAGAGUAAGAAGGGUGCCGAGUGCUUUGAGGAACUGUCCAAAUGCAUGCAGGAGAAGUCCUCCCCUUUCAGCGCAGCCGCCCUGGCCAGCCACAUGGCCCCCAUGGGCCACCUGCCCCCCUUCAGCCACUCGGGACACAUCCUGCCCACACCCACUCCCAUCCACCCUUCCUCAAGCAUCUCUUUUGGACACCCCCACCCAUCCAGCAUGGUGACUGCCAUGGGCUAAGAGCAGCAGCCCAGGUUCGGGGGCCUCACCCAGGACAUGGACAGACAGAAAGGAUGGAUGGACAGACCUCGAGGUCAGGGUGGGAGUGGGGAGAGGCAGGGAGUAGGGCUCCAGAAGGGGCUUGAACUCUGGGUAGGGCAGCGAUGGGCAGCCUCCCCUCCCUCUCCCUCAGGGAUAAUAACCAAGACAACGUUGCCUGUGUCACUCCCACAGAUGGGCCUGGCAGUCCUGGCUUGGGGCUCCCCAAAGCCUCCUCCCUCCCUUGUUCCCCACAGCCCUCCAUGCCUGUCCUCCUCCCCCUUCUGGCCUCUCUGCUAUUACUGUGAAUCUCAUAAACUGGUCUGAGACGGCUAGCCAGAUUUCUGUCUUGGACAAUUGUUUGGGGGGAAUAGGACAACUUAAUACAAAGGAAAGGGGAAAAGGAACCUUAAUUGUUAAAAAACGAAGAUGGAAAAAGGUAUCAAAAUAAUUUAUUUUGUUCUUGUUUUUAGCAAGGACUUGGGGAAUUUGCAAGGGUCUCAGCCAUUGAGGCAAGAGCCCUUCCCCUCCUCUGACCCCCUCCAUGUUCUGCACCCCCAUACACUUUGGGGGGAGGCAGUCUCAGUCGAAGAAAAAUUGACCAACUGGAAACCUGCCUCAUUUGAUCUAGCAGCCCAGUCCAUUAGCUUAUGGGAUGGGAUGGGCACUUUCAACUUCCCUCGAACGGGGGAAAAUCCUAAAUCUGCUUCCCCAGGGGUGGCUGGGAGGUGGGUAGGUUAGGUUCUAGUAGCCUCAGAAAUGGGACCUCAGUUGGGUAUAGCGAGCACUCACUGGUCUCUGGAGAGGAGUUCUAUUCUCCUUUCAGCCUAAGAGGUAAUAUUGGAGGGGAAAGACUGGCACAGAGGCGACGGGAGGAAGGCAGGGGAAGCGUGUCAGCUCAGCAGAGUUGGGGGCCACCAGGGAGGGAGAGACAAUCACAAAAUGGCCAGCACUGAGGCUGAGGAGGGAAGGAUGGGUCAGGGCCAGGAAAUACCCUGAGGAGAGGAAGAGGAAAGGGAAGAGUUCCCCCAAGACCUGAGUUUUGUUGUUUUGGAAAGGAAAAGAGAGAAAAAAAAAUCCUCUAAAGAAGUCCUCCUCUGACUAGACAUAAUCCCCAAUGUGGCCAGUGUGAAGUGUGUCCUCCUGCUGGUGGGAGCCGUGCCCCUGCAGCGGGGGCAGGCCUAGCCCCAUGUACAUACUUAGCUAUUCUGCUGACCCCUCCUUUCCUUCUCCACUACAAUUGCCUCUCUUCUCCCCUCCCAGCUAGGGGAUAGGAAACUGCAUAAGCUUAACUCACCAAUGAGUUGAUCUUUAUUUUGUUUUUUAAUUUCUUUUUGGAUCAAGCCAAUUGUAUAUUAUUGCAAAAGUCCUGCUAAGAAGGAAAUAAAACUUAAGAAAAUGGA